This is a messenger RNA of Ostertagia ostertagi, 1089 nucleotides long. The record is from the annotation of a GenBank genome assembly. NCBI's taxonomy places the organism in Eukaryota, Metazoa, Nematoda, Chromadorea, Rhabditida, Trichostrongylidae.
AUGGCGAGUGCUCCACAAAUUACAAAGAAGAAGAAGGCCGUCUUGGACGGAGUUUUCAAGGCGGAGUUGAACAAUUUUCUAAUGAAAGAACUUGCUGAGGAUGGAUACUCUGGUGUCGAGGUGCGCCGCACCCCUGCUCGUGCUGAAGUCAUCAUCAUGGCUACACGCACCCAAUCCGUUCUUGGAGAACGGGGACGUCGCAUCAAGGAAUUGACGUCGGUUGUGCAGAAACGAUUCGGAUUUGAAGAAGGAUCUGUCGAACUCUACGCAGAGAAAGUCUCCAACCGUGGUCUUUGCGCCGUUGCCCAAUGCGAGUCCCUUCGCUACAAACUCGUUGGAGGUCUUGCUGUCCGUCGUGCCUGUUAUGGUGUCAUCGUUUCUGGAAAGCUGCGCGGUCAACGUGCUAAGGCUAUGAAGUUCGUCGAUGGUCUCAUGAUUCACUCUGGACACCCAGUUAAUGACUAUAUCCAACAAGCCGUGCGACAUGUUCAGCUCCGCCAAGGAGUUAUCGGAAUCAAAGUCAAGAUUAUGCUUCCUCAUGAUCCCCGCGGUCAGAUGGGACCCAAGAACGCUCUUCCCGAUCAAGUCCAGAUCCUGGAGCCCCAGCCGGAGACCAACCCCACUGAACCAAGUUCGGAGCACAAGGUUGAGAAGAAGGAAAUGGGACUCCCAAUUGUUCCUCCACCGAUGCAGCCUGUUGAGAGAGUGAUGUCCGAUGGCCAACAAGUGCCGAAUCAAAACCAGGGCGGAGCUCCGUCGCAUUUAAUAGCUGCACUAAUUCACGGGCGGGUCCCACGCAACAAGCAGAUUCAGCAAGGAGGCGGGGGUCCGAUUCGUGUGCAGUUACAACAAGGACGUGGGCCUCCGAUAGUGCCAUAUCCACAGGGCGGUCAGCCAGCUCCACAGCAACUCCGGACGGUCCAGCAAGUAUAUCAACAGCCAUCGAACGGUCCUCCUCAACAACGAAUCGUCCAUCAAAUUGCACAACGCCCAAUGCCGCAACCAAUGAUGCGAGUCAGCAGUACACCACAGCCGGCGAUGCAGAUCGUUCAUACUGGCCCUCCACCACAACCGCAACAGAUUCUAUGA